AUGGGGUUAUCGGAAGCUGAACUAGUAUUGUAUGCAAUUAUAUUCCUAUGUAUAUUUGAGAAUCUUUUCGAAAUUUAUAUAUCCUUGAGACAGGUCAAGGUCUACAAAACAGCCAAGAAUGUACCCGCCGAACUUAAAGAUCACAUGAACGACGAAACAUUUAACAAAGCUCGUGUUUAUGGCUUGGAUAGAGAACAAUUUGGCAUUUUCAAAAGCUUUCUGCUCGAUGUAAUUGUCAUCCCCUUGGAACUGUAUUUCGGUAUUAUUUCCCUAUUCUGGCAGACAUCAUUGGAUCUGGUGGCCAAAUUCAAUUUUGAUGUUAACAAUGAAAUACUUGUCAGCUGUGUAUUUGUUGUUGUCAUUGGCUUGUACGGUUAUGUUAAGGAGCUGGCCUUCAAAGUGUAUGGUACCUUUGUGCUGGAAGAAAAACAUGGUUUCAACAAACAAACUCCCGGCUUCUUUGUAUGGGAUCAAAUAAAAGGACUGCUAGUGAGCAACAUCCUCACUGUUCUACUGUCAUCGGCUGUUGUCUUCAUUGUCCAAUGGGGUGGAGAGUAUUUCUUCAUUUAUUUGUGGGCAUUUGCUGGUAUCAUAUCGUUGGUAUUGCUAACCAUUUAUCCCAUCUUUAUUGCACCAUUGUUCGAUAAAUACACACCAUUGGAAGAAGGAGAGUUGAGAACUGCCAUUGAGAAAUUGGCUGCAUCAUUGAAAUUCCCCCUUACCAAAUUGUAUGUUGUUGAAGGAUCCAAACGUUCAUCGCACAGUAAUGCCUACUUUUAUGGUUUAUGGAAUUCCAAACGCAUUGUACUCUUCGACACUCUUCUGCUGAACAAGGGAAAGAAGGAUAACACUGAGGUUAAAGAAGAAGACAAAGGCAAGGGAUGUACAGAUGAAGAAGUUGUUGCUGUUUUGGGUCAUGAGUUGGGUCACUGGAAAUUGGGUCAUGUCACCAAGAACAUUGUCAUUAUGCAAGUUAACCUCUUGCUAUUGUUCUUUGUCUUCAAUUAUUGCUUCAAAUAUGCUCCCUUCUACGAGGCAUUGGGCUUUGCACCCGGAGUACGUCCCAUUCUGGUUGGCCUCUUCAUUGUCUUGACCUAUGUUAUGGCACCCUACAAUGCUAUUUUAGGAUUUGCCCUUACAAUGCUAUCCAGACGUUUUGAAUAUCAAGCCGAUGAGUUUGCCCAGAAGUUAGGCUACGCUAAACUAUUGCAAAAAGCAUUGAUCAAAUUGAAUUUGGAUAAUUUGGGCUUCCCCGUACACGAUUGGCUAUAUUCUUCCUGGAAUCAUUCCCAUCCCACUUUGUUGCAACGUAUGAAUCGACUAAAAGAAUUGGAAGCCAAAGACAAGAAAAGCCAGUAAAGGAGUUGA
Molecule: messenger RNA, 1368 nt
Organism: Musca vetustissima
Lineage: Eukaryota; Metazoa; Arthropoda; Insecta; Diptera; Muscidae
Product: CAAX prenyl protease 1 homolog
Exons: 2
Coding region: 1-1359 (452 amino acids)
Biological process (GO): CAAX-box protein processing
Cellular component (GO): endoplasmic reticulum membrane
Molecular function (GO): metalloendopeptidase activity
Source: RefSeq, a predicted model, not a curated record